Hemiscyllium ocellatum (epaulette shark) is the source of this 5485-nucleotide messenger RNA. RefSeq names its product RIC8 guanine nucleotide exchange factor B (gene ric8b). Gene Ontology annotation, biological process: G protein-coupled receptor signaling pathway. Gene Ontology annotation, cellular component: cytoplasm; plasma membrane. NCBI's taxonomy places the organism in Eukaryota, Metazoa, Chordata, Chondrichthyes, Orectolobiformes, Hemiscylliidae. Bases 77 to 1696 code for a protein of 539 amino acids. The transcript is spliced from 10 exons. Gene Ontology annotation, molecular function: G-protein alpha-subunit binding; guanyl-nucleotide exchange factor activity. The record is from RefSeq and is a predicted model, not a curated record.
UUUGGGCGGAGCUCAUAACCUUUGGGCUCGGUGAUCGGGCUGUAACCGAGGCCCAGGCUCUAUUCCGGCGUUAACGAUGGAUUGUGCUCCCGCGGCGGCCCUGGAAGCGCUGGAGAGCGGCGACAAGGAAGAGAUAGAGCGGGUGCUGCAGGAAUAUAAUCGGCAGAACAGUCGAACUUUCACAUUUGAUCAAAAUGAGGAAGAAGAGAGAAAGAAAAUAUGUGAUGAAAUAUUGAAAGUGCUGCAGAAAGACCUGGGACCAUCUUGCCAAGCCACCUGUUUAGAAACAAUCCGUAUACUCUCCAGGGACAAGAAAGCUUUGACUCCUUUGACAACCAGACCAGCAAUGCUUGCCCUAAUGAGGUUGGCAGGAUUGGAGUACACACAAAGCUCAGCACAGGAGAUGCUCAAUUUUAGUGUUAUAACUGAAGCUUUAAAAUGCCUGUGCAAUAUUGUAUUCAAUAGUGAAAAGGCGCAGCAACUUAGUGUGGACUUCAAGCUUGUCAGUCGAGCCUGUGAGCGCUUAAAGGCGCACAGAGACAAAAAUGUGCCUCGUGAAAUUAAGUUCUUUGACCUGCGCCUUCUUUUCCUGUUGUCUGCAUUGCGAAUGGAUGCCAGGGUUCAGCUAAAGGAAGAACAGGGGCUACUGUUGCUUACUGAUAUUCUAGAGAACACACUGGAUAUCAAGUGGUCAGAUAAAUAUGUGGUGGCUACAGACUGCAAGGGUCCUGUCUUGUCUAAUGAGCAGGCAGAUUUAUCCAUGGAGGUUCUGAAAGCUCUCUUUAAUGUUACUUAUGACUGCAGUCAGCAGCAAAUUGAUGAAGAUCGUGCCCAUCAGAACAGACACCUCGCUGCUAUUCUGUGUCACUGUUUGCUGCUGAAGACUCAGUCUGAAGACAAAACUGAAGAAUUUCACAGCCACACAGUCAAUCUUUUGAACAACAUUCCAGCAUCAAGCCUUGAUCUCCUCUUCAGCCCCAGCAUCAAGUGUGGAACAGUCAAAUACAACGGGAAGAUGAUGGAUGCAGUUGAGGUUUUGCUGAGUUUCAUGGAAAAUCGAAUAGACAAAGGGUCCAAUUUAAAGGAAGGAUUGACACCAGUUUUGAGUGUUCUUACAGAAUGUUGCAGGGUGCACAGAGAUAUGAGAAAAUAUAUCCGUUCACGGGUCCUACCUCCUUUGAAAGAUGUAAAGAAUCGUCCGGAAAUUGGCACCACUCUUCGAAAUAAGCUGGUUCGCCUCAUGACCCACAUUGACACUGGAGUGAAACACACUUCAGCAGAGUUCCUGUUUGUACUGUGCAAAGAGAGUGUUGAUUGCUUAUUAAAGUACACUGGCUAUGGUAAUGCUGCGGGACUACUUGCUGCACACGGGCUACUGGCUGGAGGGAGAGGCGAUGGUCAGUAUUCUGAAGAUGAGGACACUGAUACCGAAGAGUACAAAAGUGUCAAAUCUUUUAUUAACCCCAUCACUGGUCAUGUGGAAGAUCCGAUGCCCAAUCCAAUGGAUGGAAUGACAGAGGAACAGAAAGAGUAUGAAGCGAUGAAACUCGUCAAUAUGUUUGACAAGCUGUCCAGGGAGCAGAUAAUCAAACCGAUGAGGGUUAAACCAGAUGGGACGAUGGGUCCAUUGGAGGAAGCAGCAAAUGAAUACACCAGUGAUCAUGAUUCCACUUCAGGUUCUGAUGAAAACAUCUAGCAGUGCAAUUGAAAUCCCUUUACCAAACUCAGCCUACUAUUUUCACAGUAUAUUUGUCGGAUGGAGAAAAAAAUGGUUUGCAACAUGAAAUGCAUUAAAUGCAUUGGGUGUCUGUAAUGGUGUCUGAUAGCUGUCCAGAAAGGCGGCCUUUACCAGCAGAGAAGAGGUUUUCUAUUUUAUUUCUUCCACACUAUAUUUAUACCAUCAUUUGUAAAGCCAGAGAAUGCUCAGUUUUCUAAUAUUGUCCAGUUCUGUAACUGACAGCAUGAGCACACUACCCAGGAAGUCUGUUAUUUCCCAGACCUGUAUUGGAGUUGGAAUAAAAGGAGAAAUGCUGUUCAGGAUCAAUCUCUGCUGGAAAGCACAAUGAGCAGACCAAUAAUCAGUGUGUCAAAUCAGUUGAUUUGAGAGUAUGUGAAGUGGCCGUUCCAGAAAUAGUUCUAUGUGAGAUCUAUAGAAUCAUGCUUUUACUUUAUAAAUCAAAAUUAUUUAGCAUAUUGAAAUUAUUUCCAAAAAACUCUGCCAAAGUUUAAGGAUUUGCACUUAUACAUUGUCUUUCAGAGUAUUUCAAAUCAUGUCACAACCAGUUUAUUACUACUUAAGUUUAGUCACUGCUGUUUUUAGGUAAAUACAGUAGCGAUUUUGUACACUGCAAGGUCCAACAAUGAAUAUGAAUGACCAGUUAAUCUGUUGUUGGUGCUGUUAUUGAAGGAUGAAUGUAAGCGAGAGCAUUAGGCUAAUACUCUAUUCUUUCAAACAUUUUAGCUGUGUUCCCUUUUUGAAAAAAAAUGGAAAAUAAAUACAGGAUUCAAAAUUGGUGGCAGGUAGUAUGAUCUGGUUUAAUAUUAAUUAGAAAAAACUUCUAGGAAGAGCAAUAGAGCAAUCCAGUACAAAGUUGAGAGUACAUCUGCUUAUGACCAAGCUUAUGGCUUUCCCCACACUGAUGCAAUCCAGAUUUAAUGCUGCUUUUGAUAAGAAAGGAAUGUAAUUUAAAUAAAUAAAUUUGGAUUUUGCUAAAAAGAGACAUAUGCAAGAAUACCAAAUUUCAAACAAUCUAAUAAUUUAUACUGCAUGAGAAUGCAGUCAAAAAUUUCAGUAAAGUGUCUUUUUUCAGCAAUAUUAAAGUUCUGUACUACCAAGCAGCAAACUUUUUUUAAAAACUGAAUACUAAACGUGUCUGAAUUUGUAGGCUUGAGAAAUAGACCAUAUUCUGUCAAAUGUGCAUCUAGUAGCAAUUAUUGCCUGUAUUCAUGAUAAGUAUAUGUUGUUAUAUUAGGUAAGCUGUCAUUACCUUUUAAGAGCUUGAAUUGGAGAUGGAUUUGAGCUAGGUUAUUUAUAAAUGUUGCAAUUGUUUUUUAUGGAAAACAAAAUUAGCCUAGUUUUCAAUGUUUUAAAGAUGGGUAGACAAAUCUCUUCAUUUGUGAUUCUGCAAAAAGAACAAUGUGUAACUGAAAGGAAGAGAAAUGGCUUCUUUGACAUGGCUGUUGGAUGAAAGAUUGCCUCUGAGUGUUAAGUUUUCUUUGCAAUAUUCUGCUGAUCAGACUUGAUGUGGUACAUAAGGGGGCCAGUCAUGCGAUCUUAUCAGCAUUGGGUCUCUGAGCAUGAUGAUUCUAUAGCAGCCAUUGCAGUUUACGUUGUGUUUUGGACACGAUUGGUUUUAGAUCAUUCUUUCAACGAGGUGUUUCUAUGAGCAGAAACUGACUGCCAAGUAAGUAUCACAUAUUCAACUUUUAUCACAAGCACUUAUAUCCAUCACUAUCCAAAGUUGAGCUUGGAUGAUAGUGGGAAUUGUUAGAAAACAUGAAUCUGUGAAGAUGUCAAUCGUUUUAUUGUUUUUGAUGAUUAGAAAUGGGAUUUGAAAGUCAGACUUCAUUCAGUAAUUUGUAUCUUUGCAUGCUAUCAUAUAAACCAAUAUUGAUCAUGAAAAUAUUGAUGAGCUCCACACUGUCUCAGCUCUAGCUAGAUUGGGACUCAGUGUGGUGAGCUAAAUGGCAGCCAUCUAUAUAUGCCACAUUUAAUCAUUGCAUUGAAUCCCUUAAAAUGAAAAUCAUGGUCUUGUAUGAUGUACAAUUUCUUAUUAGUGUAUGCGUCAAGAGAAAUCAACAUUUAUUCUGUUUUACACAACUGAAUUGCUAAAUGUCAUAGCAUUUUACAGCACAGAGAAAGGCCCUUUGGUUCACUGUGUCCUUCCAAUCAUCAAGUGUCUAUCUAAUCCCAUUUUCUGGCAGUUGGCCCGUAGACUUUAAGUUCUGGGGUUAAGUGUUUAUGUAAAUACUAUUUAAACAUCUUGAGGGUUCCUGUCUCAACCACUCAAACAGCGAGCUCCAGAUACCCAUAAUCCUCUGGGUGAAGAGUUCCUUCUCCUCUGAUCUCUGUCAUAGCUCCCCCACUCCUUACCAUAAAACCUGCUUACUGGCCCCUCUAUCUCCCUACCAAUGUCCCUUAUAAGCUCGUAUACCUCAACCAGGACCCCUAUCAACCUUCUCUCCUGUAAGAAAUGCAGGCCUAGCCUGUCUGGUCUCUCUUCAUAGCUGAAAUCAAUCCAGCCCCAACUACAUUCAAGACUAGAUGAACGGUGUGCACUGCAAAAUAGCAAGGGACCCAGGACUGAGCCCUGUGGUACUCCACUCGACAUAAGCUUCCAGUCACAAAAAUAUCAGGCAAUCAUUACUCUCUACGUCUUGACAUGAAGCCAAUUUUGGAUCCCAAUUGCCCUUAAGCUUUUGAACUCGUGGCUUCUUAACUCUUCUGUCAUGCAAGAUGUCGUCAAAGCAAUGCAGACGACAUCAACUGCACUACCCUCAUCUGUACAUCUAGGCAUCUCAAAAUACAAUCAAUUUGUGAGACAUCAUCUGCCCAUAACAAACCCAUGCUCACAAUCCUUGAUUAAUCAAUCCUUGAGAUUAAUUCUGCCCCUCAGAAUUUUUCAAUCCCAUCUGGUUCCAAACUCAUCUUUAUCAGUAAUGUUCUUGAGGGAAGGAAAUCUGUCAUUCUUGCCUGGUCUGGCCUACAUGUGACUCCAGAUACACAGCAGUGUGGGUGAGUCUUAACAGUUAGGGAUGGGCAAUAAAUGCUGGCCUAGCCAGUGUUGCCCUCACCUUGUGAAUUAAUUUCUUUUAUAAUCACAGCUGUUAAGACUCACCGGCCAGUAGUCACCUGCAAUUUACAGUCUUGAGGUCUCCACAUUAAAUUCAAUAACUUCAGAAACUGACCACAUUAUCUCUCAUUAAUUUCUUACAUUUUUCAAAUUCUAAAGUUAUACCAGACUUGAAAUGUUAACUGUUUCUCUCUCUCUCUCCAUGAAUGCUGCCAGACUUACUAAGUUUCUCCAGCAUCUGCAGUAUUUUGUCUGUAUUAUUGGCCUGUAGUUUCCUGGUUUAUCCCUACCACCCUUUUGAUUGACAGUACGAUAUUAGCUGUCCUCCAGUCCACUGGCACCCAUCAUGUUGCCAGUGAGGAUUUGAAAACUCUGAGCACUAUAAUCUUUUCCCUUGCCUCCAAAUGAGCCUCAGAUAUAUCUUAUCUGGGCCUGGGGAUUUGUUCAUUUUAAACCCAACAAUUUCCUCCUCCUCAUGCUAGUUGGUUUAAAUAUAUUUGUUCACCCUCUGCCUUUGAUUUCUAUACCUACAUUGUACUUCUCUAUAGUGAAUAUACAUGCAAAGUUCUCAUUUAAAACCUGAGCUAUAUCUUCUGGUUUCACAAGUACUGUUUAUCCAGAUUAUCAUAAUGUGAUCAAAGGAUGCAAAAUUUGUAAAGUAAUUUUAUUAAGUUUUAAAGUAGAUUCACGAA